Messenger RNA from Macadamia integrifolia, 4052 nucleotides. RefSeq names its product mitogen-activated protein kinase kinase kinase YODA. Gene Ontology annotation, biological process: protein phosphorylation. The record is from RefSeq and is a predicted model, not a curated record. Gene Ontology annotation, molecular function: protein kinase activity; ATP binding. Bases 552 to 3254 code for a protein of 900 amino acids. The transcript is spliced from 12 exons. Lineage: Eukaryota; Viridiplantae; Streptophyta; Magnoliopsida; Proteales; Proteaceae.
AAAUCAUUAACAACUCUCAGACUCUAUCGGACAUCUCCAUUUUUCUCCGCUUCAGAGUUCAGACAGUACAUGUCUCUCUCUAUGUCCUUAUUUACCAUUUCUUUAUUUGAUGUUUCGUCUCUCCAUUUCUUUUCUUUCUCUAACUUCGCUGUCUCCUAACCUGAGCUUUGGAAAUUCUCUAAAUCCUGAAUCUUUAGUUUCAUUUUUCCCUUUCUAUUUAGCUUUUAUAGGGUUUCGUUUUCUUCUCCUGGAUUCAACUAACCAGAUAGUAGAUGGAUGCUUAUUAUUUAAGGCUCUUAUUUUGCACAAGUUCUUUCUCAGCUUCAUUGUUAACCCUGCUUGCUCAGAGUCUGGAGUUGAUAGGUGUUGCCAUCAACAGGUUCCUUUUUGAUGAGGUCUUCAAGUGUUAACAAUUGGAUGUUCUCAUUGUAUUGAAUGUUUCAUAUCUGGUCUGGUGGUGUUUGAUUUAUUGUGAAAUUGUAACUUCUAUCUGGUGAGUAUUGAAGUGGAAGACCGCAUCGUCAUUUCUGUAAUAUAUUUUAACCUAAAAAAUGCCUUCAUGGUGGGGGAAGUCUUCAUCCAAAGAAGCAAAGAAAAAAUCAAGCAAGGAGAGUUUUAUGGAUACAUUACACCGAAAAUUUAAACUUCCAUCUGAAGAAAAGGGUAAUAUUAGAUCACCUGGAUCUUGUAGACGGCGUAGUGAUACAGUUUCAGAAAAGGGUUCUCAAUCCCGUGCUGCAUCAAGAUCUUCAUCCCCCUCCAAAAAAGUAUUACGAUGUCAAAGUUUUGCAGAAAGGCCUCAUGCGCAACCCCUUCCUCUUCCAGGGUUGCACCCUGCAAUCGUAGGACGGACAGAUUCUGGAAUCAGUGUAUCUACAAAAACGAGAUUGGAAAGAUCCACUAAGCCGUCGUGUUUGCCACUCCCAAAACCUGGUUGUAUUCCACACAGGCCAGAUGUAACGGAUGUUGAUGGAGAUUUGGCCACUGCGUCUGAUUCUAGUGAUAGUUCAAUUGAUAGUGAUGAUCCAGUUGACUCACGCCAUCUUAGCCCGCAGACAACCGACUAUGAAAGUGGGACCAGAACGGUGAACAGUCCUUCCAGCACGAUGCACAAGGACCAUUCCCCUAUCAUCACCCGAAAGAACUCAGUAGAGGCGCUGAAGCCAACUAAUUUAUCGUUCAACAAUCAGAUACUUUCUACAUCACCUAAACGGGGACCCUUAAGCAAUUAUGCACCAAAUUUACAGAUUCCUCCGCGUGGUGCUUUUGGAAGUGCGCCAGACAGCUCGAUGUCAAGCCCUUCGAGAAGUCCUAUGAGAGCAUUUGGCACUGAUCAAAUUUCUAGCUCCACCUUCUGGGGAGGAAGGCCUUAUCCAGAUGUUUCAUUACUUGGAUCUGGUCACUGCUCAAGUCCAGGUUCAGGUCAUAAUUCUGGGCAUAAUUCAAUGGGAGGAGAUAUGUCAGGACAGUUAUUUUGGCAGCACAGCAGGGGAAGCCCCGAGUGUUCUCCAAUACCUAGCCCCAGAAUGACAAGUCCAGGGCCUAGCUCCCGUAUACAUAGUGGUGCUGUCACUCCUCUGCAUCCACGGGCUGGAGGGGCAGCCACAGAAUCAUCAACAGGCUGGCAGGAGGAUGGGAAACAAAGCCACCGGUUGCCGCUUCCUCCUAUAAAUGUUUCUAAUUCUUCCCCUUUCCCUACGCCAAGUUCACCUCCAAUAAUGUCCUCACUUCCACGAAGCCCUGGAAGGGCAGAGAAUCCAACGAGUCCUGGUUCGCGAUGGAAGAAGGGAAGGCUACUGGGCAGGGGCACCUUUGGACAUGUUUAUGUUGGUUUUAACAGUGAAAGUGGUGAAAUGUGCGCUAUGAAGGAGGUUACACUAUUUUCAGAUGAUGCGAAGUCAAAGGAAAGUGCAAAGCAGUUGGGACAAGAAAUUGCUCUUCUGAGUCGCUUGCGGCAUCCAAAUAUCGUGCAGUAUUAUGGUUCUGAGACGGUAGAUGACAAACUGUACAUCUACUUAGAAUAUGUUUCUGGCGGCUCCAUCUAUAAGCUUCUUCAAGAAUAUGGACAGUUUGGUGAGCUGGCAAUACGCAGUUAUACUCAGCAAAUUCUUUCAGGCCUUGCAUAUUUGCAUGCUAAGAAUACUGUCCAUAGGGAUAUUAAGGGAGCGAAUUUGCUUGUAGACCCCAAUGGACGUGUGAAGUUGGCAGAUUUUGGGAUGGCAAAGCAUAUUACUGGGCAAUCAUGUCCCUUAUCUUUCAAGGGAAGCCCUUACUGGAUGGCACCUGAGGUUAUAAGGAACUCAAAUGGUUGCAAUCUUGCUGUUGAUAUAUGGAGUCUUGGAUGUACCGUUCUUGAGAUGGCUACAACAAAACCACCAUGGAGCCAGUUUGAAGGGGUUGCUGCCAUGUUUAAGAUUGGGAACAGUAAAGACCUUCCAGCAAUACCUGAUCAUCUCUCAGAAGAGGGGAAGGAAUUUGUGAGGCUGUGUUUGCAACGCGACCCGCUACAUCGUCCUACAGCUGCUCAACUUUUAGAGCACCCUUUUGUAAAAAAUGCGGCACCACUGGAGAAACCCAUUUUGCCCUCUGAGCCCGCAGAAAUACCACUCGGAGUUGCUGAUGGAGCGAGAUCUCCGGGUGUUGGGCAUGCAAGGAACCUUUCUUCCUUGGAGGCAGAAGGUCUGGCAAUUUAUCAAUCCAAAGGUGCCAAAGGUGGCCCAGCAUCCAGUGAUAAUAUGCUGAGGAACAUAUCAUGUCCAGUAUCUCCAAUUGGAAGCCCGCUUCUCCAUUCAAGAUCUCCACAACAUGUGAAUGGAAGGAUGUCCCCUUCUCCUAUAUCUAGCCCCCGUACCCCUUCUGGUUCGUCCACGCCUCACACCGGUGGAAAUGGCGCUAUUCCAUUUCAUCAUCUGAAGCAGUCAGCUUACUUGCAUGAAGGCUUUGGGAGCAUGCCACGGUCCCCAAACAGUCUCUAUGUCAAUGGUUCCACUUAUCAUGACCCCAGGCCUGACCUCUUUCGGGGGAUGCAGCCUGGAUCUCAUGUUUUCCGGGAACUAAUGUCAUCUGAAAAUGAUGCUCUCGGAAAGCAGUUUGGAAGGCCUGCUGUCCAUGGGGAUUCGAGGGAAUUGUAUGAUGGUCAGUCUGUGCUGGCUGAUAGAGUAUCUCAGCAGCUAUUGAGGGAUCAUGUGAAGUCAAAUCCAUCUUUGGACCUUAGUCCUGGCUCCUUAAUGUUACGCCGCCAUAAUGGUGUCUGAUUCCAUCUUCUGAGCAUAUUCUUUGGAAGGUUGAUUUAUAAACAUGUUAGUGGGCAAAGAAGGUCCAUUUGUACAAUAAGGACCCAGAUUGGAAAAUUCUGGGACAAGGCUUGAUCUUUUGGAAACCAAAGUGGCCAACAAGAGGUUUCUCGUUACGGCCUCUCUUCGGUUUCUCACUUGGUAAGAAAUUUUGCUAUCCUAGUUCAUGUUUUUGAUGCCUGAGCUAUCUGUGCUCGAUUGAUUUUGACAUGUGGCUAUAGCUGGAACGUGCUUCAAGCUUUUAAGCUUUUCUGCUGGUAUCAAGCUCAUUGUGUUUUGCUUUGUCAAUUUCUGCGGAGCAUGAAUGCUUGAACAAUUCUCGAGUCACUUGACUGAACUUUAAACUGGGCAUCUUAUUUUGGAGGGAUCCACAGUUUCUUACAGUUUGGGGGGUGGGGGCCUGUGGGAUGGAUCCCUGUAGUGAAAAGAACUGUAUAUUUUAGAUCAUCAUACAUAUGAAGAGGAGUAAGUUGGAGAAUCAUUAGCAUUUGGACUUCAUUUUUCUUUCAUUUUGCCUUCCCCCCAAAAUUUUAGUCCUUUGCAUUUUGGUCCAAAACUACUUGUACAGAAGACGGGAAACUGGAUUUUGGGGUCCAGAUUUUGUUAAGGAGGCAGUCGGCAAUUUGCGAAGCUUGUGCUGUUAAGUUACAUAUUGCUUGAUUUUGGGUCGGUAUUAACUGUUGUAGACUGGUCUAUCUAAUUUGUUCUAUGUACAUCGUAACUGCAGUAAAUUGAAGAAAUCUGAUUCCAUUUCCUCCA